Anastrepha obliqua is the source of this 3711-nucleotide messenger RNA. RefSeq lists its product as uncharacterized. The transcript has 3 exons. The coding region runs from base 1 to 3711 and encodes 1236 amino acids. Gene Ontology annotation, molecular function: nucleic acid binding; zinc ion binding. The record is from RefSeq and is a predicted model, not a curated record. NCBI's taxonomy places the organism in Eukaryota, Metazoa, Arthropoda, Insecta, Diptera, Tephritidae.
AUGUCCACACAACAAAGCACCAAUAACUCACCAGCACCAGCCGUACUAUCUGGAUCUGACUUGAUGAAGGAAGCUGCCCGGAUCAAAGAAUUCCAUGGUACGAAAGACUAUGAUCUAUCAUCUUUUAUAAGAGAAGUGGAGCUGAUAUUGCCAUUAUUCCAAGAGAAUGCCAUCCUACAGCAGUUUGUAUUCGAGAGCCCGGCUACUGGUACACCAGCAAGAGACGAUACGUAUGAUGUUGGUCCAACCAAUGGGCCGACUAUGGGUCCGCCUAUGGGCCGAGUGACAUUUCUGAAGAUGAAAUCGAAAGCUAUACUUAAUCGCCUUGAAAGUAUAGCCACCGACUUGGAUCCUGAUAAUCUGCACAGUAAGGAUGAAUAUGCUCUCAACGCAAUACUGGAAUUAUUGGUGGAGCUGAAAUCCAGUUUUUCGGUCACCCACACAAGUUUGGAGGAACUGGACUUCGAGUCGAUUACCAGUGACCUACCUGCCAAAUUCGAUACCACGCUAGUCAAUCUCAGAGCCACUCUGCAACGGGAGAUCGGGAAGCGCAGUACUUCACAACAUUGCUCAACUUUUCGGAUGAACACCGCGGACACACAGUCUAUAAUUGUAAACGCAAAUCGUUCGCGUGUGCCACUGCUAACGUUGCCCAAAUUUAGUGGGGCUUACACUGAGUGGACAAAUUUUUACGCAAUGUUCACAUCUGUAAUCGACAAAGACAGUGAACUGACACAAGUGGACAAGCUUCAACAUUUGCGGUCUUGCCUUAGUGGUGCUGCCCUGGACACCGUGGGAUCACUCGAGAUUAACGACAUUAACUACAAAAUUGCAUUAGAACUUUUACAAAAACGAUUUGAUAAUAAACGUCUUAUCUUUCAGGCACACAUCAGGGGAAUAUUUGAGUUGGACAAGGUGGAUUCGUCCGUACACACGUUGCGGGCAUUGACAGACAAGGCAAUCGCGCAUAUGCGCGCUCUACAAUCUAUCGGCUCAAAAGAACAAAUAUCCGAUAGCAUCCUCAUUCAGUUGAUAGUGCAAAGGUUAGACAAGGUGACUCAAGCUAAAUGGGAGGAGAAUUCGACAAGCAACGACCUACCCUCUUGGAACCAACUAGCUGGAUUCUUAGAAAAACGCUGUCGUACACUCGAAAACGUCGAAUAUGCAUUGCAGACACAAGCUAGCAUUCCGGUAAAAGUCCUCAAAAGCGUGAGUACAAAUCCAAGAAAAUCUUUUGUUGCUUCGAAUAGCUCAGUAGGUAGUUGCGUAUUUUGCGAAUCCCCCGAACAUGUAAUUUACCGUUGUCAACGCUACGUCAAUUUGUCGCCAAAUCUACGCCAGAAAGAAGCUAAAAGGCUCAACCUAUGUCUUAAUUGUUUGAAGAAAGGUCAUCAGAUUCGGGACUGCAAAUCGGGACCAUGUCGCAGCUGUCAAGCGAAGCAUCAUACACUGUUACAUUUUGAUCGGUUAUCCAUUUCACCAACUGCUCAGUGCCAAGCACCUUGCACUACUUCUGAAUCGAAUGCUAGGACUGCAUCAUUAUCUGUCACGUCCCAUGCUCAUACUCCUUCUCCUGAUGUUGUGCUCCUCGCCACUGCAAUUGUUCUAAGUAAAAAUGGUGCUGGAACCUUCGUACCUUGCCGCGCCCUCCUAGAUUCGGGUUCGCAGCUUCACUUCGUUACAACUCGUUUCGCUAACCAGCUACAACUUACUAGGACGAAAUCAUUGGUCGCAGUCUCCGGCAUUGGAGAUGCAAGCUUUUCGACUGAUGGGUGCUCCGUUGAUAUAGUUCUGAAGUCGCGGACUUCAGAUUUUUGUACAAAUAUGACUGCUGUUGUGGUGAAAACAAUUACCGAUAGUCAACCAGUCGCUUCAAUAAACUUCGCUAAUUGGAACAUACCCUCAAACAUUCAACUAGCUGAUCCUGGUUUUAACGUGCCCCAGCGUAUUGAUCUGCUCAUCGGAGCAGGACUUUUCUAUGAGCUACUUUGCGUAGGACAGAUUCAAUUAGCACCUGAAAUACCAUUACUUCAAAAAACUCGCCUUGGUUGGGUUCUGUCUGGCGGUAAGCAACAGGCCCCCAAACUUUCAACAUUCGUAGCAAGUCACAGCUCAACUACAGAUAUCAAUAUUGAUGAUCGGCUGGAUGAUUUAGUCCGGCAGUUUUGGGAGAUCGAUCAUGUCGUUGAACCGAUUUCCAAAAAUUCUAAAGAGGAGCUUGACUGUGAGUUGCAUUUCAAGCAAAAUUUCAUUCGUUUAGCCUCAGGCGCAUAUUCGGUUCGCCUGCCAACAAAGCUAAAUUUAGAUUCGUUAGGUGAGUCGUACUCACAAGCUCGACGCCGAUUUCAAAACCUAGAAAGAAAACUCGUACGUAAUCCUGAGCUCAAGGCAAAAUAUUGUGCAUUCAUGAAAGAGUAUCGUGACCUCAAUCACAUGUCGUUAGUUCCAAACUCUGCUAUCCAUGAGUGCAAAUAUUUUCUGCCGCAUCAUUGCGUCAUUAAAGACGAAAGUACUACAACAAAAUUAAGAGUUGUUUUUGACGGUUCUGCAGCUACAACCUCGGGUUUAUCACUUAAUGAUUUACUCAUGACUGGUCCAACAAUUCAGCCCAAACUUUUCAAUAUUUUGAUUCGUUUUCGUACGUUUCCGAUUGCACUCACUGGAGACAUCUGCAAAAUGUAUAGAUGUGUCCGGAUCUACCCACCGGAUAGCAUGCUCCAGUGUAUAUUGUGGCGUGAUUCUCCUGAAGAUGACUUAAAUAUAUAUAAAUUAGACACUGUAACAUAUGGAACUAAAUCUGCAGCAUUCCUAGCGAUUCGUUCAAUGCACCAACUUGCGUCGGAUGAAUCCUCAGUUUAUCCACUUGGUUCGCAAACCAUCAUUCGAGAUUUUUACGUGGAUGACUUGAUAAGUGGUGGCGAUACUUUGGAAGAAGUAGAAGAAAUCAAACGACAAACAACGAAUAUUCUCGCUCGAGGUAACUUCCAGCUAAGAAAAUGGUGUUCCAAUAGUCCAGAUGUUCUUCGUAAUAUUCCUGAUACUGAUAAACAAGACUUGCUUAAGUUUAAUGACGGCAGCGACAUCACCAAGGCAUUGGGCUUGAUCUGGAAGCCGUUUGAUGACAAUCUGCUAUUUUCGUUUAAGUCGCAACCUGAAUCUUGCAAGAAUUCCAAGCGAUCGGCGUUAUCUACGUUAGCUCGUUGUUAUGAUCCGCUUGGACUCAUUGGCCCCACUUUGACCAGAGGAAAAAUUCUUUUACAGCGCAUGUGGAGGGAUAAGCUGGAGUGGGAUGAAAGCUUACCGCACUCACUGAACACUGCUUGGUCUACAUUUCGUAACGAGUUCGUCGAAGUGCAGCAUUUAUCAUUCCCUCGGUACGUACUGCAGCCUGGAGCCACCGUCGAAAUUCAUGCAUUUUGUGAUGCAAGUAUCGAAGCGUAUGGUGCCUGUAUCUACAUUCGUUCGAUAAUGGAUGACCGCGCGCAAGUGCAUCUACUGUGUUCCAAGGCUCGCGUGGCUCCAUUAAAGAUACUUACGAUACCCAAACUGGAACUCUGCGCUGCUGCCUUGCUUGCGGAAUUAGUAAAUGGGAUAUUCAAAAUGAAACUUUUCGCCGGCCGCUUUCACUGUUGGUCGGAUUCAUCGAUUGUGCUUUCAUGGCUGCGUGAAGAGCCAUCUAAAUUUAAUGUGUUUGUUGCUAACCGGAAUUAA